Aspergillus eucalypticola CBS 122712 is the source of this 2721-nucleotide messenger RNA. Its product is annotated as general amino acid permease. The record is from RefSeq and is a predicted model, not a curated record. Gene Ontology annotation, molecular function: amino acid transmembrane transporter activity; protein binding. Lineage: Eukaryota; Fungi; Ascomycota; Eurotiomycetes; Eurotiales; Aspergillaceae. The coding region runs from base 1 to 2721 and encodes 906 amino acids. Gene Ontology annotation, cellular component: membrane. The transcript is spliced from 11 exons. Gene Ontology annotation, biological process: amino acid transmembrane transport.
AUGAGUUUAUCAACAACAACAGUCGAAAAACGGCUCCUCGCAACCGCAGAGCACCUCAAUGCCCCUACUAAAUACCAACCAACGUCGGUUCCGUGGGUACAUCCCCAUUUAGAGCAGGGCGUGGUGCCGAUUAAAGGCCGCCAGGUGCGUGCCUCGCAACCCAUCCGCCAGGGUGAGGUCCUGAUGAUUGACGUGCCCUAUGCGCUCAUUCCCGUCGUCGAUGAUCCGGCCAGUAGCGAUAGUCUUCUGUGCAGCAACCCAACCUGUAGUCGCCAGACACAACGCAGUUCGGGACGAAUUUCGUGUCCCAAUCGCUGUAUCGCAGAUCUAGUCUGGUGCGGUCCGACCUGCCAGGAACUAGAUCAAUUGCGCCAUGAAUUCGAGUGCACCUGGCUGCAGAGAUACGCCGCUCCCAUCCGCGCAAAAUGGGGAGAAUAUGACUUUGGGAUGAUGUGGCUGAUCGUCCGCAUCCUCGCUUCUCGACAUAUGGAGCUACAACAGCCAUCUGAUACAGAAAAUGGAACGAAUCAGCGAUUCAAGGGUGGCUGGGAUGCCAUCCAGUCCUUUUGUGGCUCGAUAGACAGCUGGGCCCAUUCCCAGGUACGGUCAUGGACGGCGUUGGUCAAGAAGUACCUUCGCAGUAGUCCGGUUCUGCCACACAACUUGAGUGCCGACGACAUUGUGGCUCUGAUCUGCCGGGAGGAAGCCAACUCCUUUGGCUUGUAUCCACGCGAGACGGGUGUAUAUCCUGUCCCAGAACCCCCUGUGGACCGGGGAGAGCAGUUUGCUGCGGCCGUGUAUCCCCGAGCAGCGAUUGCCAACCAUUCAUGCAGUCCUAAUAUCAUGCAUAAACCAGACCACCACGGACGGAUGGUAUUCACUGCGUCAAGGGACAUUGCCGCCGGCGAAGAGUGUUGCAUAUCCUAUUUUGACCUGAGCAAACGUGUUGAUCUUAAGUCUCGUCGUGAUCACCUCCAGAGUCUGUUCAGAUUCGCCGAACCCCGCCCGAAACGCCCUAACGCCGUGCUCCUAAUGCAAGAAUGGGAGCAUGUGCAGCUGUCAAACAUGGAUACCAAGUACCGCCAACCUGACCCUGGCGUGGCCGAGGCCAGCGACUAUGCUUCAGAGCCUUCGGAAAUCCCGAAUAUCACGGCCGGAUCGCAGCACCUGCAUCGCAAGCUGGGCGGAAAAGAGGUUCAGCUCUUCGCGGUCGGGGGAGCCAUAGGAACAUCACUUUUCGUCCAGGCCGGUGCUAUGUUGCCUAAGGCGGGUCCUGCAGGUCUUCUAAUUGGGUUUCUUGCGUACACGCCUAUCAUACUCGCUGUCAAUCAAUGCUUUGCGGAGAUGGUCUGCUACCUGCCCAUACCCUCUCCGUUUAUUCGCCUUGCCGGUCACUGGGUAGAUGAUGCCCUUAGCUUUGCCAUGGGCUGGAAUUUCUUCUUCACCAUGGCACUGGGAAUUCCGUACGAGAUCGUCGCUAUCAACAUCCUCCUCACCUACUGGACGGAUCGUGUGCCUGUAGCGGCUGUCGUGGUGAUUAUGCUGGUGCUUUACACGCUAUUGAACGUAUUCACUGUUCGCUUCUUCGGAGUGUCAGAGUUCUAUCUGUCAUUUUUCAAGAUAUUCCUCAUGGUUGGACUUCUCCUGUACACCUUUAUUACCAUGGUCGGAGGCAAUCCCCGGCACGAUGUGUACGGCUUCCGAUACUGGCGUGACCCGGGGGCUUUUGUGUCCUACAUUGAACCCGGCAGUGUCGGGCGCUUCUGCGGCGUUUUAGCAUGCAUGAUCCAGGCCUCAUUCACAAUGGUCGGCCCUGAGUACAUAUCCAUGGCCGCCGCAGAAGCCGCCCGACCACGGCGAGUAAUGCGCAAGGCCUACGCGGCGUACCCCUGGCGACUGGUUACAUUUUUCAUCCUGGGUGUUCUAUCAAUGGGCAUACUCAUACCUUACAAUGAUCCUACACUGGCUGCCACCUUGGAAGGAUCGGGGCACGAAAGUGGCACGGGAGCUGCCUCUCCCUACGUAAUCUCCAUGAACCACUUCAACAUCCAGGUCCUCCCAGACAUCGUCAACGCCCUAAUCAUGACCUCCGUCUUCUCCGCCGGCAACAACCUGGUCUUCUCCGCCGCGCGGACCCUCCACGGCAUGGCCCUCGAAGGCCGCGCCCCAUCCCUCUUCGCACGGUGCAACUGCAAUGGUCUCCCCUACUACGCCGUCGGCGCCUCGCUAGCAUUCUGCCUGCUGGGCUUCCUCCAAGUAAGCAACAGCUCCGCGACCGUACUAAAUUGGCUCGUGGGAAUAAUCGUCGCCUCGUACCUGUUAAACUACGUCGGCACAUGCAUCACAUACCUGCACUUCUACGCGGCGAUGCGCCAACAGGGUAUAUCCCGGGAUACACUCCCAUACAAGGGAGUUCUGCAACCGUAUGCCGGUUGGUUCGCGUUAGUGGGUACGAUAGUCAUAACGAUGAUUAUUGGGUUCGAGAUAUUUCUGGAUGGACAGUGGGAUGUGCAAACGUUCUUUUUGGAUUAUACCAUGGUUCGGUUUGUUGUGGUCGCUUUUGGGUUUUGGAAGGUGGUGAAGAAGACGAGGUAUGUCUGGCCUGGAACGGCGAAUUUGAGACUGAGUGGGUUGAAGAAGGAGAUUGAUGAGUAUGAGGCUGGGGUGAUGGUUCCUGUUAGGAGGGGGGUUGCAAGGGCUUGGUAUGGGUUGUUUGAGUAG